CUUGGGGCAACGCAGGAAAGAUGACGGAGGUGCUUAAUUUCGGUAGGUGGCGCGGGCACACCUUUGAAGAUGCACGAGGUAAGGGUGAAGCACAAGAAAGCCCCUUCUCCUUUCGUCCUUUCCUGUCAUCCUGUUGUCGUACGUGUUGUCAUGUUUUGUAGACCGUGACCCCGAGUACUGUGAAUGGGUGCUCAGUCAGCGCCCUCUCCCCAACAACACCAACUUUGCUAGUUUUCGUGGGUGGCUACAAGCGAACCCGCCGGCUAUUGAUGUUGACGACGACGACUUUGGCUUUGCUAUGGCUAUGCUGGCCCCAUCGCCUGCGCCUGCUGAUUAUGGAUCUGCACGGCAGGAGAGGGCGGGUCCGAUGCCCAGCGCCGGGCCAUACAACGGCUGUCAUCGCACGCUGACGCACGGGUAGGAUGAAUGAACGAGUGCCUCUCUCCUCAUGCCCUCAUGCUGGUUGGCUGUGCUUGUUUGCGUUCUUGGCUCCCUUUUCUUCUCAGGGAUGUGUGUCGGAACACGACUUUGAGGGUUCAUGGCAUGUCGCGAGUAGAGAGGCUCCUUUCUUCUCGUCCGCCAGAGGACUUCACGCCGUUUCUUGCCACCAAAGGCACCAGCGGCGGCCGCAGCGGAUGGUGACGGACAAGCAGCGGCGGCGGCGGCGAGCGGCUCAGCGACUGCCGGUGGACAGCAGGGUAUUGGCGAGGGGGCGAUAGUUGGGACGGCUGGGAGGAUUCAGUUUGAACAAACCAUCGCGAACGGAGUACCUUUGAAUGUCGCCCCCUACCACCCGAACUUCCGACACUUGCCCCUGCCUGGUAGGCAUGAAUCUCCGUGUGGUCGAUCAGCAGUCACGUGUUGUGAUGGUUUUGUUGUCGGUGUUGUUCAGUUUGUGGCAUCCCUGUAGAAACAGCAUACACAGCCCCAGUCGCAGUGGCGACAACUCCCGCUUCCAGGCCGAGUCCGCCUCCUGAGCCCGAGCAGGAUGUGUGUAGUAUCUGUCAAGACGAGCUUCGUUCGCUGCAGGUGCUGAGACAGAUCAACGGAUGUGGGCAUGCCUUCCACGGUACGCGCGAGGGGGAAAAAUGAGUGUCUUCCUUGCACAUGGAAUCUGCUGCGUGUUCUCUUCUCAUGUGUUCAUUUCCCUCUUUGAUUCAGCCGAGUGUUUGGAUGGUUGGUUGAAGACGCAUUCGACGUGCCCGAUGUGUCGGCUCUCGCUGCACAACAGUCACACGGUGAGCAACCUUUCAUUUUCCAUUCACCCGAGGAUCAUGCGCGCACCUUUGGUUGCAUCUGUCGGUGUCUGCAGUCGCACGCAAGUAGGGCUCAGCGGACGAGCGAACGGGCGCAUCGUUGAGUUCACUGAAUGGAGAAGACAGAGUGAAUGCCGAGACAAGAAGCGUCUCUGCACUGACUGUGUCAACUUCAAGCGCGGCACGUGUGCGACUCGCUCGCGUCGUUUGUCUAUCGCCCUCGCGCGUGCAACUAGCUACUGUCUGCGUGGGGGAGGGAGGGGUGGUUUGCUGGGCUGGGGUGUGUGAUGGGGCGGGGAUCGAUCCCUCCUCCCCUCGAGCUUGCUUGACUCUGCGUGCUCAGGGAACUGUUUAUUUAUGGGUGUCGCGGACACACAGAUGAGGGUUACGGGUAGUGCAAGUUGUCACAUAGAAGACAGAGUUUGUGGCGCCGGCCUGGGUGGUGUUGGUGUGGAAGGUGGACUGCUUGCUUGUGAUGAGCAAGGAUGUGCGUGUGGUGAUUCUUCGUGUCGUGGAUCUGUAUCAAAUGUGUAUUUGGG
Molecule: messenger RNA, 1795 nt
Organism: Vitrella brassicaformis
Lineage: Eukaryota; Vitrellaceae
Source: the annotation of a GenBank genome assembly